Messenger RNA from Cuscuta campestris, 3388 nucleotides. The record is from the annotation of a GenBank genome assembly. NCBI's taxonomy places the organism in Eukaryota, Viridiplantae, Streptophyta, Magnoliopsida, Solanales, Convolvulaceae.
CAUGAUGAGAGGACACAUCUGGAGGGACCAUUUUGUCCAGCAUCUUUCACCAUCUCUGUAUUGCUUCAUCAGCAUGAGGGGCAAUUUUCUUCGGACCAUCUUUUAUUGUCAUCUCUAUUCUCCUCCUCCUCCUCCUGAUGUUUCCAUUGACUCACUUGGCAAACCCAUAUCUUUAAUCUCGAUUCUUGAUUGAUUCUCCUGAAAUAAAAAUGCUUACUUUGCUCACUGAUAUAUAUAUGUGGGCAGUCCACGGUCAGCAUGAGUCAACUGUUGGAGAAGGGUGUGAUUGAUUUGCUGAGAUUUAGGAGAGUUGAGAAGGAAUGAAAGGAAUUUGGGUUGUUUUAACAUGGGUUGUGAUCUUUGUUGGGGCUUGUCCAAAGGGUAUGAGCAAGAAUGGAACUUCUUCUUCUUCAAGGCCUGCAGUGGUUAAUAUUGGGGCUAUUUUUGUCUCUGACUCAACAAUUGGAAGGUCUGCCAAGAUUGCAAUUGAGGCGGCUGUCAAAGACGUAAAUGCCGACCCCACCGUCCUCCACGGGACCCAGCUGGCAGUGAAGUUCCAAAGCUCCAACUGCAGUGGGUUUCUUGGCAUGGUUUCAGCUUUGAAAUUCAUGGAGACGGAUGUCGUUGCAAUCAUAGGUCCACAAUCUUCGGUCGUUGCCCACACCAUCUCGCACAUUGCUAAUGAACUCCAAGUCCCUCUAUUGUCCUUUGCCGCUACGGACCCCACGCUUGCUUCUCUCCAGUUUCCUUACUUCAUCAGGACGACACAGAGCGAUCUCUAUCAGAUGAAGGCGGUUGCUGACAUCAUCAAUCACUACGGGUGGCGGGAGGUGAUUGCAGUCUUCAUUGAUGAUGACUACGGAAGAAAUGGGGUCGCCGCAUUGGACGAUGCGCUCUCCGCGAAGCGAUGUAAGCUGACUCACAAAGCGGGAAUCCCACCAAGAACUGCCACGGAUCGAGCCGGGUUAAUGGAUAUUAUGGUCCAGAUUGCUUUGAUGGAGUCCAGGGUUAUUGUUCUUCACGCAUAUCCGGAUUCGGGGUUUGCGGUUUUCUCGGUGGCCCACUAUCUCGGAAUGAUGAAUGACGGUUAUGUUUGGAUAUCCACAGACUGGCUUUCCGCCGUCUUCGAUUCCUCUCCUCGUCCUCUCCCACCGGAGAAAAUGGAUGUUAUGCAAGGAGUUCUUGUUUUGCGUCAACACACUGAAAAUUCAGCUAAAAAGAGGGCAUUCUCUUCUAGGUGGAACAAUAUGACCGGGGGCAAUUUGGGGAUAAAUUCCUACGCUCUUUAUGCUUAUGACAGUGUUUGGUUGGUCGCACACGCGGUCGAUUCGUUUCUAAACCAAGGUGGAGUUAUCUCCUUCUCCAACGACUCCAAUUUACAGCUUGAAGGGAGGAAGAGUAAUCUUCAUCUCGAAGCUUUGAGUAUCUUUGACGGGGGCCCACAUUUGAUGAAGGACAUAGUAGAGAGUGAUUUUGUUGGUCUAACAGGAAGGUUCAAGUUCACUAACGACAAAACGCUCAUUCUUCCUUCGUAUGAUAUACUCAAUGUGAUAGGGACUGGUUUUAGAAGUAUCGGUUACUGGUCAAACCAUUCUGGUUUGUCAACUUCACCUCCAGAGACCCUCAACUCAAAGCCAUCCAAUGCUAGUUUUUCAAGGGAAGCCCAAAAGCUUUAUGAUGUGAUUUGGCCCGGGCAAUCGGGGAGGAAGCCACGUGGAUGGGUUUUCCCUAACAAUGGGAAGCAACUGAGGAUUGGGGUGCCUGUUAGGACUAGUUUCCGCGAAUUCGUGUCCCAUAUCCCAGGGACUAAUACCUUUAAAGGCUUCUCCAUAGAUGUUUUUACUGCAGCGGUUACCUUGUUGCCCUAUGCGGUUCCCUACCAAUUUGUUCCCUUUGGGAAUGGGCGUGAGAAUCCAAGCUACAAUGAGUUGGUGCAAUGGGUGUCUGCUGGGCGUUUCGACGGUGCUGUUGGUGACAUUGCCAUUGUGACGAACCGGACUAAAGUUGUGGAUUUCACACAGCCAUACGCCGCAUCCGGACUUCUUGUUGUGGCCCCAUUCAAGAAGCUGAACACGGGAGCUUGGGCUUUUUUAAGACCAUUUUCUGCGCAAAUGUGGGGCGUUACUGCGUUCUUCUUCAUUGUCGUUGGCACAGUUGUUUGGAUCUUGGAGCACCGGAUUAAUGACGAAUUUCGCGGGCCUCCAAGAAAACAGCUUAUAACCAUUGUGUGGUUUAGCCUUUCCACUUUGUUCUUUGCACAUAGAGAAAAUACAGUGAGUGCCCUUGGCCGUGCGGUCCUAAUCAUAUGGCUCUUCGUGGUGUUGAUAAUCAACUCAAGUUACACUGCAAGUUUGACAUCCAUUCUCACGGUGCAGCAGCUGUAUUCUCCCAUCAAGGGGAUUGAAAGCUUGAAGGAAGGAGAUGACCCGAUAGGAUACCAAACCGGUUCUUUUGCUGAGCACUAUUUGGUCGAGGAAAUUGGGAUACCCAAGUCCCGGCUUGUGGAGAUUGGAUCACCUGAAGCAUAUGCUGCUGCACUUGAGAAGGGGCCUGCUGAAGGGGGUGUCUCUGCAGUGGUCGACGAACGCCCUUACGUGGAAAGCUUCUUGUCCAGCCAAUGUAAAUUCAGGAUUAUUGGCCAGGAGUUCACCAAAAGCGGCUGGGGUUUCGCUUUCCCGCGGGACUCACCAUUAGCCGUUGACAUGUCCACUGCAAUUCUAACACUGUCUGAGAAUGGGGAUCUGCAGAGGAUUCAUGACAAGUGGUUAACCCGAACCGGUUGCAGUUCAGAUGACACCGAGAUUGACUCGGACCGGCUUCACCUCAAGAGCUUCUGGGGUCUCUUUCUCAUUUCUGGCGGGGCGUGCGUCAUCGCGCUCCUAAUAUACUUCACUCAAAUCAUUCUCAAGUUUCGCCGAAUCGGUCGCGAUGAACCGGUUGGAGAUGGCUCGCAAAGUUCGCGUUCUAGAAGCCUGCAAAGGCUGAUAUCGCUUAUUGAUGAGAAAUCGGACCCCACGAAGAGGGAGAAAAAGAAGAGAAAAAUUGAUCCCUCAUUGUCCCUUGACACCAGCAAUGAUGGACACUCAAUCCACAUAAACAAUGAAUGAGAGGGAAGAUCCUAUCAAGAAUAUGACACUUUUAGCCCCGAUAAGUUCUUCCCAAAGUGGAUUUUUAGGGGAUUGGAGGACUAAAAAGGCGACGUUGGAAAGAGUUGUGGCGGAAAAUGGAGAGGUUAGUCAUUUGAACUAAAAGUGUACAUUAGUUUAUGUUGUAAUAUAACACAUACCACUCAAAGUGUUAUUUUUCCCUUUUUUUCUAUGUUGGGUUGGUUUGCCCUCAACAAGUCAAUAAGAAAGGACUAUCAGAUCAGAUUUUGUUUGCUGAUUCU